ACCACUCCCUCUGUGAUCAUAUAUAAUCACGUCCUGCAGCGGUCUGAUUUACUGACAGGACUCAUCAAACUCAGUGAUUUGAUCUCGCACAGCAGUUCUAAGUCAUGGCAUGCAUUUAUGGAGACGUCAUGAAGAUAGACACCACCGGUGCAUCAGAGAAGACAGCAAAACCAAAUAACUUAACUGUAAAGGGGGUUGACGCCUCUAAAAAACUGGCUGAGGCUGAUCUGACCCGGAUGGAGAAAUACAAGAGUAUAAUCACUAAAGUUGGCAAAGCAAAGAAAAUGGAGCCGGCUGUAAUCGCGGGGAUCAUAUCCAGAGAGUCCAGAGCCGGGGCCGCUCUGAAGGAUGGGUGGGGCGACCGUGGCAAUGGCUUUGGUCUCAUGCAGGUUGAUAAACGCUACCACACUCCAGCAGGUGCAUGGGACAGCGAGCAACAUGUCACACAAGGAACUGAGAUUCUCAUUGGCUACAUUAAAGAAAUUAAAGCAAAGUUUCCCCAGUGGACCCAAGAGCAAUGCUUUAAAGGGGGAAUAUCAGCCUACAACGCUGGUGUGAAGAACGUCCGUUCAUACGAGCGCAUGGACGUUGGCACCGCAGGAGAUGAUUACGCCAACGAUGUUGUGGCCCGAGCCCAGUGGUUCAAAAGCAAGGGUUACUAAAGAAUGCAGUUAUGAACCCGUAAAACGUUACAUUUCUGAAAAGAGCACAACUCAAGAUGACAAGUCCUCAUUUUUAAUAUUAAACCUACUGUUUUGGAAUAAAUGCUGAUAGGCAGCCUAGCUUUAAAGAGUUUGGGCCGUUUUUAAAACGUAGGCCUAUGUUUCCUGCAUGAUAAUAUCUGAUGAAAUAAAAGUAAUGUAUUUACUUAAA
Pimephales promelas (fathead minnow) is the source of this 873-nucleotide messenger RNA. Its product is annotated as lysozyme g-like. Lineage: Eukaryota; Metazoa; Chordata; Actinopteri; Cypriniformes; Leuciscidae. Gene Ontology annotation, cellular component: extracellular region. Gene Ontology annotation, molecular function: lysozyme activity. Gene Ontology annotation, biological process: defense response to Gram-positive bacterium; peptidoglycan catabolic process. The record is from RefSeq and is a predicted model, not a curated record.